AUGACAUCCUCUCUCUCCAACAACUCUUUCGCAAUACAGGCAUGUCUACCAUAUUUCAAUGAUGAUGAUCAAGCAGAAGGAAACAACAUUCCGAAUCACUUAAAAAAAAAGAACAACAACGAUCGCAUCGCCAGCAAGCCUGAAAUGAAACAAACCGAAGAGCUCCUCUCUUCGGAGAUGAGCCAAUUAUCAGUGCAAGAGCGAUCGAACGCAUUGGAUGACCUACACUGUGUAGGGGAAGAACUGCGAGAGACCCCUGAAAUGAUUCAGCGUUCGCUUGCGGAAUUUGAAGAUGCAGUACGGAAGGAACGGAAUCCUGUAUAUGAGAUGGCCGUGAAUCAGAACAGAGCCCAUGUGGAAGACCCUAAGUUUCGCCUGAAGUUCUUGAGGGCCAAGCUUUAUGAUACUCGCAAAUCUGUCCGUAAGAUGAUGAGUUUCCUGGAGUGCAAAGCAAAAUACUUUGGUAAUGAUAAGGUUGCUCGAGAGAUUGAUUUAUCAGAUUUAUCAAAAGAAGAUAUGGAGUUGAUGCUUUCCGGGCUAUUUCAUGUCCAAGAUGAAAGAGAUCGAAGAGGUAGAGUUGUUCUGCACUUUUUCGGAAAACUGCUCAGACGAUGUAAAGCUGAUAACCUGAUUCGCAUCAGCUACUACAUUAUUUUCAAUACAUUGUCCUUCCUUCCUGACGUUCAAAGGAAGGGAAUUGUGGCAGUCUACAACGAUGCUACAUUACCCGGGGAAACCUUUUCAAUGCCUGGAUUCAGCUUCAUCAAAGAAAUCCAAGGAUUCUUUGACUCUGGGCCACUUCGGUUCUCUGGAAUCCACUACUGUCUACAUGCGAGAGGACAUAAUCUUGCGCUGAACAACGCAAUUGCUAGUCUUUUCCUGAAUGGAAUGGCUCAAUGUGAUCGUGUGAGAACUCGGAUACAUUAUGGGUCUAUCAUGGAGCUUCAGUAUCAACUCCAAAGCUACGGCAUUCCCUUGUCCACGAUACCGUUUGGAGUACGUGGGAAUAUUCGUAAUGACAUUCUGAAUGUCUGGUUCGAAAGGCACCUCAAAGAGACCAAUCAAAGCAUCCGCCUCCAUGAAUUGUCGCAGGAUAUGGAGAUAGAAAGCGAUCUGAUGGGCUACCAUGUGCCUCAAGAACAGAAGGACGAUGAUGCAAGAUAUGCUUUACUGAUGGAUCCUUGGCAAGAGGGUGGUGAUACUGUCCAUACCAGCGGUAUGUCAGAUUCAAUCAAACCGACUGAGAUGGAUGUUUUGUUUGGAAAAGGGUAUCGGCUACAGUUGCAUCCCGGCAAUGUCCGUUUUCGGGAGUUCCUAGAGCAGCAUCGAGACGAAUAUGAGAGUACGCCCCGACAGAACAGACGAGCAAUGGCUGUCGAGCUUGCCCAAAGCCUUCGGAACAAUGGUGCUCGAUUCCUCCAGAAAGCAGAGUCGGGCGAAUGGAUGGAGAGCGACAAUUCACAAGCAGAGAAGAAGGUAUCUCAGUUUUUUCGUGAGCUACGGAAGAAAAAAGCAAAAGAAGCAGGAGGUCGGUAG
This is a messenger RNA of Cylindrotheca closterium, 1536 nucleotides long. The record is from the annotation of a GenBank genome assembly. Lineage: Eukaryota; Bacillariophyta; Bacillariophyceae; Bacillariales; Bacillariaceae.